Molecule: messenger RNA, 810 nt
Organism: Daldinia childiae
Lineage: Eukaryota; Fungi; Ascomycota; Sordariomycetes; Xylariales; Hypoxylaceae
Exons: 2
Coding region: 1-810 (269 amino acids)
Source: RefSeq, a predicted model, not a curated record
AUGGCCUCCCAAAUCAAGUCGUCCGGUUACAUACCUCGGGACUCUGUUAAACUUUUCUACGAACGGGAGGGCACUAGCGGAUCUAGGACUAUUCUAUUCAUUCACGGAUUUGGAGGGACUACGAAUGCCUUCCAACCGCUAGUUUCUGGCUUGCAGGAUUUCGAUCUAGUUCGCUUCGACUGGGCCGGCCAUGGCCGGAGUUCCGUACCGCAGAGUACGAGUAUCGAGUCAUACGUGGCAGACUGCGAGGCUAUAAUUGGUCAUUUGGGACUGAAAGAUGUUCUGGUUGUAAGCCACUCAUUUGGCGGGCUUAUCAGUUUUCAUCUUGCGGCGAAGCGCCCGGAUAUUGUAAAAGGGAUUGUAGCAUUUGGUCCCGUCAGACCGCCUCCUGAGGCUGGCCAGAAAGCACUUGCUACUCGCUCCGCUACAGUUCGAAGUGGGGGAAUUGGGGCAGUUGCUGACUUGGUGGUGUCAAAUGCAUUCUCGCCCAAGUCAUUGAUCAACCGAAAAGGAGAGGUAGCACUGGCCAGAGAAAUGCUUACGAGACAGAACCCGGAAGGAUACGCAUUGGCCCUUGAUGCACUGGCAGGGAGCUCAGAGCCUGAUUGGGAACAAAUCAAGGCUAAUGUUCUCAUUCUAACUGGAGAUGAAGACAAGGUAUCUACGGCUACGACAGGGGCAGAUAUAGUGAAGGAUAUUGGAUCCAACGCCAAACAGGUGGUUUUUAAGGAUACAGGCCAUUGGCAUGUACUGGAGAGUACAGAUGAGUCUAUUGAGGCGAUCAUUUCUGUUGCUAAGAAUAUUGCAUAG